AGCAGGAAGGGACUCACCUUGUACUCCCAUGCCAAAUGCAAAAACAACGUGGGUUCGGCGCAGCAGGCGGCAAGGGCUGGUUCGGUGCAGCAGCAGGGGCGUAGGGCCACAGGCUGGUGCAGGGGCGAGGCUCGGGCGUGCAGGGGACCUGGGUUCGGGGCGCAGGACGCAGGGCGUGAGGCGCAGGGCGCGGGCUGGUUCGGGGUAAAAAACAAAUUUGAUGGGGAAAGAGAAGGUUCCAGACACCUUCUUUUUUUUUCUUUUUUUGUUUUUGGGUUUGGGUUAAAUGGGUAUUGGAUUUUGGGCUUGGGUAGUUGGUAGGCUUGGGUUUUUGGAUUUUGAUUUUGGUUUUUUUGUUUAAGGCUUAAAAUUGAAAAUGGGUCGAAUUGGGCCAUUUAAGAUGGGUUUAAGGUGUAAAUGGGUUUUGGGUUGAACUUUAAUGCAUUUCACCCUUCAACUUUUCAGUUCUUCAAUUGGGUCCCUUCUUUCUUCUUCUUGAAUUUUCCCAUUUCUUUUUGCAUGUAGCACCUAAAAGAAAAAUGAAGAUGUAUUAGUUAA
This is a messenger RNA of Rubroshorea leprosula, 558 nucleotides long. The record is from the annotation of a GenBank genome assembly. Lineage: Eukaryota; Viridiplantae; Streptophyta; Magnoliopsida; Malvales; Dipterocarpaceae.